AUGAUGCGGUUGCUCGCGGAGCUGGGGGAAGAGAACAGCGCGUGCGGUGGGCCGCGAAGGGGAACAGGCGGGGGGAGAGGGGAGAGGGCCGUAGGCGCGGCGGGGCCGCGGGCGCUUACCAUUUCCGCGGCACGUACAGGUCCACGAACUCGCCGGCGUCGUUCUGCAUGUCGAGACCGUGCCUGCAGAGCCAUCGCGCGCGCCAUGAGGUCGGCCAGGCCCGCACUCGAAACUGCGGCCCCAGCAGACCCGUUCUCGAGCGCCCGGGCCAUCCGUCCGCGACCUCCCCGACCCGCCCGGCCCGGCCCGCCCCGACCCGACCCGACCCGGCUCGGCUCGCACCCACGGCCCGCCGCGUGCUCUACCUGCUCUCUCGGCCAGCGAAGCGCAGAAAGGAAGUGGAGCGUCUCCGGGCAGCUCUAUUGGGCGGGAGGGGCGGUGCGUCUGGUGAAUGCUUCCGGGUCACAAUGUUCGUAUCCACCGUCCCGGAGGCAGGCUUCGGUGUCUUUUCUUCCGCUUCCGGUGCAAAGAAGCCCCGCCUCUUCCGCACAAAGCUCAGACACUAGAGCCGGGCUCUACCUCCAACCAAGGCGGGGCUCCGCCCACGGCAUGGGAAGCUCCGCCUCAGGCUCCGCCCACGGCACGGAGCCGCCUCUCCUCUCUUCGAGCCCCGCCCCUCCGCCCGGCACCGGCCGGUUCUCCGCCUGGGAUUGCGGGGCGCGGACUCCGGCUCGGGAGUCCUGCGAGUACGCGCUCCGGACGGGAAGGACGUGGGAGGAAGCUGCGCCUGGAAAUCCGCUCCCGGGAAGCCACCGCCAGUCUCAGAGAGGAACGGCCGAGCCUGGCGGAGGGAGAGGCGGGCACGGGUGUCGGCAGUGCUGGCAAUCCAGUCGGAACUGCCGAGCCAGCGAGGCGUCGGGACGGGGAAGCCCAAUCCUUGAGGUGGCUUCAGUGAAACCCAGCCCUUACCAGACCAAGAGCACAAGCCCCAGACGCUUAGGAGAACCACCCUUGAUGCUGCUGGCUGACCACUGCAGGAAUCUGUCUGAGUCCAGGUUCAGCAGCCGUAUGCCUGUUUCCUCUCGUGUCCUCCUCCCCUUGGGCCCUCCUGUCAAGGACCAUGUGUGUUUGUUCACCCAGAUAUAAUCUACUUCUGGAAUGUCUUCUGUCUGACACCCUGAUCCACCGACACAGCUUCUUGGAAUGGUUAACUUAAAAACACACCCCCCUCUCCCUCUGCCCUUGCCCUGUCCUCCGUUGCCAUGUUUCGAAGUAGCCAAUGGGUGUGGAUUGCCAGGCCAAACCUCAGCCAGUGCCAAAGCCAAAAGCGCCUUGCGUUAGGGGUGUAGGGCCUUGCCCCCCCACCUACCCCCCCACCCGCAACUUUUGGCAGACACUUACUCUUGCAUGCAGAAAUGAAGAAGUGAAGUCUUCCUUGCUGUGACCCUUAA
This is a messenger RNA of Mesocricetus auratus (golden hamster), 1451 nucleotides long. RefSeq names its product translation initiation factor IF-2-like. Lineage: Eukaryota; Metazoa; Chordata; Mammalia; Rodentia; Cricetidae. The record is from RefSeq and is a predicted model, not a curated record. The coding region runs from base 1 to 1146 and encodes 381 amino acids. The transcript is spliced from 3 exons.